Closterium sp. NIES-65 is the source of this 588-nucleotide messenger RNA. The record is from the annotation of a GenBank genome assembly. Lineage: Eukaryota; Viridiplantae; Streptophyta; Zygnematophyceae; Desmidiales; Closteriaceae.
AUGCACUUCCUACCCAAUGCUCCCACCUUCCUCUCCUUCCCCUCACUGCUCCCAGCUCCCCCACCUUCAACCAACUAUCCCCCCAUCUAUCCCCCGCUGCUCUCAGAUUCCCCCAUCUAUCCCCCGCUGCUCUCAGAUUCCCCCAUCUAUCCCCCGCUGCUCUCAGAUCCCCCCAUCUAUCCCCCUCUGCUCUCAGAUUCCCCCAUCUAUCCCCCGCUGCUCUCAGAUUCCCCCAUCUAUCCCCCGCUGCUCUCAGAUUCCCCCAUCUAUCCCCCUCUGCUCUCAGAUUCCCCCAUCUAUCCCCCUCUGCUCUCAGAUUCCCCCAUCUAUCCCCCGCUGCUCUCAGAUUCCCCCAUCUAUCCCCCGCUGCUCUCAGAUUCCCCCAUCUAUCCCCCUCUGCUCUCAGAUUCCCCCAUCUAUCCCCCGCUGCUCUCAGAUUCCCCCAUCUAUCCCCCGCUGCUCUCAGCUUGGGCUACUUCCCAGUGCUGCUCGCCCUUCUCUCUUGCACACCCCCCCUUCUCUUUCCACUGCUCCCAACUCUUUCUUCCAUCCAGCCCCUCCAGCACCCGCAGCGGCUGCGCCGUGUGA